Molecule: messenger RNA, 3382 nt
Organism: Puntigrus tetrazona (Sumatra barb)
Lineage: Eukaryota; Metazoa; Chordata; Actinopteri; Cypriniformes; Cyprinidae
Gene: clec3ba
Product: C-type lectin domain family 3, member Ba
Exons: 3
Coding region: 2074-2676 (200 amino acids)
Source: RefSeq, a predicted model, not a curated record
AUGCGCCUCCUCCAUCUUACCUCGCUGUGGACCGUUAGGCCCCGCCUGCUUUGAUUUGAUUGGCCAUCGCAGUCAUUUUAAAACCUUUCCGUUACCCUGACAACGAACAGAGCACUGUGUAACUGAGAGCAGCAAGAAUUCACAAGAACAGAGGAACGACGAUGUAGUGAUUUCUGAUCACCGAGGAGGACUCUGUUCGAUGGAAACCCAGCCGAGCAGCGCUGAUGUAAAGUCGUCUCAUCGUGGGGUGCUGUACUUCCAAUCCUAAGGAUUGAUCCGUCGUCCUGUAACGCCUGCACUUACUGUACUGUUCUUUUAAACGUGUGUUGUUUCGCUCCGAGUGAAUCAGCUGAUAAUGCCUUACAUCGCUGUCCUCCGGCGACUCUGCUGUUUUACGCUUGUGUGUUUGAAUCUAUGCAGACAGAUCGGAGCAGAUCUUCAUGACUUGAGACACAUUGCGCCUUAAACAAAUCAAUAAAUCUCCACGCUGGUGCGUUACCGUGCCAGUGUUUGUUUGUCUGUGAAAUCAAUCCUUCACCCAGGACUCAGGACUCGGGUCAUCCAAGAUGUAAUCAGAUCUGGAGAAAUCACUUGCUCUGCAGUGAAUGGGUGCCGUCAGAAUGAGAGUCCAAACAGCUGAUAAAAACAUUGCAGUUCAUCCACACCACUCCAGUUCUUCGGUUAACAUCUGAAGAAGGGAAACGAUGCAUGUUUGUAAGAAAUAAAACUAUCGUUGCCUAAAUCCUCUAUCCAUAAUAUUGCUUUCUCCAGCGAACAAAUCUAUUCUGACGGCACCCAUUCACUGACGUAAAGCCACAUUUCUCCAAAUCUGUACCCAUCUUGGAUUUUCUGAGGGUGAGCAAACUCAUUUUCGGGUGAAUUUUAAUUUGGUCUCCUAACAAGACUGGACAGCAAUCAGUUAUUUCGGAGGUUUACUUUGUUUUGUUGUUAAUUACUAAUAACGUGUCUAACAGUUUUGUACAUGUAUAAAUUAUGGCAAUUUAUGUUUCUUACUUUUAUUUAUACUUUUCAGAUCAAAAAAUAAAAUCUAUAUUUAAAAAAUGCUGCUCUAUGUCUCAUUCUUUUCUGCUUUUAUGAAAACUCUAUAAUUGCGAGGACGAAUCGGUAUUUGAUACCCAAACAAAGAGCUGUUUUCCUGAUUCGUUGUUCUUUAAACACCGUCUAUUUCUGCAACUCAUUCGUUAAAAGCGCAUUUUAAAACUCCCAUCGUGUUUUAAAAUAUCUUCUUCUGUGUUCUGCAAAAAAAAUACAAAUAAAACGGAGUAAAUGAUGACCGGCUUUUCGGCAAACUUUAAAGAGUUAAACCAUUAUAAUUAUGUUUUUUGGUUUUUUUAUGGAAAAUUACAAGUACACUUGUUGCCCAGAUGCACAUGAGUGGUCUUUCCUUCACCAAGGCUGCAUGUAUUUGACCACAGAUACAAUAAAACAGUAAUAUUGUAACAUUAACAUUAUUAUCAAUUACUAUAUAUUUUCUGAGAACAUUUGAAAUUCAGCUUUGAUCGCGUUUCUAAAAAAUUCGAAAUUGUUUUAAAUUGUAAUAUUUCCCACUAUUGCUGUGUUUACUGAAACCCUUUGGCCUUGUAACUGUAACCGUUUACCUCAGGCUGAGAUUUACGAAAGACACUUUCAUAAAAGAGAGAACGAAGUUCGUGUCCCAUCUGACUGCUGCAUGUGCUUCUAGUUAACACCCAUAAUAUCCGCCCACGUUUGCUGCUCAAUGCUUGCCAAGUGUAAAGAACGGACACAUGCACUCCACCCAGGUUAUAGCACUGAUGUAAUACGGAACAAAAGCGCAACAGUGCGAAGAAAAAAGCAAUAAUCUCACAUAUGAUUAUUACUGAUAAUUAACAACUGUGGUGAGAAGCCGCUCAUGUACUGAUUUGUAAACGAUGCAAUGCAAAACAAAGCAAUGCUACUUAUACCGUAGUAAUAAUAAGCAGUGUAGCCCAGAGGGUCUGUUACGCAGCUCAUGAUGGGCAGGUUCUCCUCAGAUCAACACAUCGGAGAGCUCCGGGUCUCAGACGUCUCCGAGCUUCACGUCCGGUGAGGAGGAUGGACUUCAGGGCUGUGAAGUUUGCGCUUUGUGUGCUUUGUCUGGUGCGCUGCAGCCCCGAGCAGAGCUCAUCAAAGAGAAAGAACGGCAAAAAAGGAACCGAAGAGUCGAACAGCGCUGCUAUUGAGGAGCUGAAGAAACAGAUCGAGCAGAUUGUGCAGGACCUGAACCUGCUCAAGGAGCAGCAAGCUUUACAGACAGUUUGCUUAAAAGGCGCCAAGAUCCCAGGCAAGUGUUUUCUCGCGGACACGACGAAGAAGAGCUUCCACGCGGCAAACGAUGACUGCAUCGCCAAAGGAGGAACGCUCAGCAGCCCCGUCUCUGGCGACGAGAACGACCAGCUGCACGAUUACGUGCGGCAGACCGUCGGGCCAGAAGGCCACAUCUGGUUGGGCGUGAAUGACAUACUAAAGGAGGGCGAGUGGAGCGACCAGGCGGGCUCACCGAUACGCUUCAAGAACUGGGAGUCAGAGAUCACCCAUCAGCCCGAUGGAGGCCGCGGUCAGAACUGCGCUGUCCUCUCCGGCGCGGCCAGCGGGAAGUGGUUCGACGAGGACUGCCGAGGAGAAAGAGCGUCUGUGUGCCAGUUCAACAUCGUCUGAGCGUAUUAGAGACAUUUUCAGUAGAAUGUGUAGCCCAAAAAUCCAGUUAAAGGUACAACAUGUAAGAUUUUUUUGCAUUCAGAAAGUACUUAUAACAUUACCUUCAAGAGAUAUAUGUGACCCUUGACUACGACGCCAGUCUUAAAGGGUUAGUUAGGCUGUCUUUACUCGCCUACGGAGCAUGCUAGGUGUAUGUCACUUCAAAUCAAGCUGCAGUUAUAUUAAAAAUGGUCCUUGCACUUCUAAGCUCCAUCGUUUUGUGGUCCAGGGACACAUAUGCAGUUUAAGCUAGUGAAUUGUUUAUAACACAUAUGUGUGCUGUGUAUAUUUAUUAUAAAUAUACACAGUAUGCUGUCCUAUGUAAACAAAAACUUUGUAUGUUUGACAGCACUAAUAAAUUUUCAUAGCCGUGUAGAGUUUCAAAAACAGUCAAACAGAUCUCAAAUGACCUCGAGGUUUACUUAGGCCUACAUCAGCCCAUAAAAACAUUUAUGCAGUACAUAUCAAUGUACCAUGUACAGAACACAUUUGUUAACCGUCAAAAAGUAAGUUCCGAUUUAAAUACCGUACCCAGUCAGUACGGGAUUUUGGAUGCAUGCAGUUGUAUUUUGACUAAAAUAAUACUUUCAGAAUUAAGAUAUGUCCCAAAAACACUUCAGGAAACCAUUCUAUAAUGGUUUUUAAUGGUUAAAAGUUGAUGUUUGUA